Molecule: messenger RNA, 393 nt
Organism: Helobdella robusta
Lineage: Eukaryota; Metazoa; Annelida; Clitellata; Rhynchobdellida; Glossiphoniidae
Exons: 1
Coding region: 1-393 (130 amino acids)
Source: RefSeq, a predicted model, not a curated record
AUGAAACAACAAGUGCAAGACAUGAAAAUAGCCACCGUAAACCACUUUGCUGCAAGAAUGUUAAAUGCACAUGUAGUUGACGAAGAAACAUCAUCGAACAUUUACAAAACUCAAUUUGAGGCAGCAACAAUCAGCAAUAAGUGGAACGAGAAAGACUGGGCAUUAGCGCUGGUACUAAUCCUGCGAGGUCCCGUAGCGAAAGUACUGCAAACAAUUUUUGCGAAGAAACAAUUCAACUUCACAACGUUAAAAUUGCGGUAUGGGAAAGAGCACAUGAAGCUGGUAUAUAAGACUCAGCUCAGAAACAGAACGGCCGGGAGAAGGAAUUCAACAGCUAGCCAAGAUAUAAAACAACUGAUGAUUAACGUAUCCAUCGUCAGACCAGGAGCAUAA